UCAGCUCUGCGAGCUGAAAGGGGGUAACAAGUUAGGCCGAGCGUGGCGGUAGGAGGGCAGCUCCCGCCCAGCCGUUUCCCGUCCCUACGAGAGAAGCAGUCAUGGUCGAGCCCGGUUUCCUUCCAGCGCCGAAGCUGCUUCCGGGAUACCAUCAUGAGGGAGUGAGAGGCGCAGGAGCCCGAGCGCGGCCCGGUGGACUGUCCUCCUCCUCUCCGAGUUCUGCAAAGCGGCACCUGUCUCCUCAGGGAGCGGCCGACGCCGGGGGCAGAGUACAUGUUCCGGGUGGCUCAGCCCAACCCGAGCAGACCUCCGGCCGCCAGGAAGAGCUGGCAUUUCAGUAAGACUAUGGAGGAGCUAGUUCAUGACCUAGUCUCUGCACUGGAGGAAAGUUCAGAGCAAGCAAGAGGUGGCUUUGCAGAUACUGGCGAUCAUUCUCGCAGCAUCUCAUGUCUUCUAAAACGCCAGGCUCGAAAGCGAAGGGGAAGGAAAAGACGAUCAUUUAAUUCACAUCAUCCCUGGGAGACUGGACAUUGUUUAAGUGAAGUUUCUGAUUCCAGCCUUGAGGAGCCAAACAAGGAUUAUAGAGAGAAUUAUGCUGCUAAUAAGAAAGACCAUAGUGAUUCUGAUGACCAACUGUUGGUUGCAAAACGCAGACCAAGUUCAAAUUUAAAUAACUUAAGAGGCAAAAGACCUCUCUGGCAUGAACCUGAUCUAGCCGUUGACAAUUUAGGUAAUAGGACUCUGCGUAGACGCCGAAAGGUGAAACGGAUGGCAAUUGAUCUACCUUCUGAAGUAACAAACAAAAUUACAUUGCCCCAACAAGAUAACAUUAAGGAUCAGGAAAUGGACAAGGACAACAAGUCUUGCCCACAUCAAGAACUAUCAAAGAGUAAAGUCAAAAAAAGAAAAUUAGCAAAUAGACAAGGCCCAGACAUUCUGGAUGAAGGUGUGGUUAUAGAGAAUGAUGAAAUCAAUCCUGCAAACAAGGAUAAAAUGGAGUAUGAAGAGCAAAAGGGCUCAGAUGAAAACAUGAGUGACAGUGAAUCCAGCAGCCUCAGCAGUAGUGAUGCUGGUUUGUUUACCAAUGAUGAGGGAAGACAAGGUGAUGAUGAGCAAAGUGACUGGUUCCAUGAAGGUGAACCUGGAGGUGCCUGUGGGAUUACUGGAAUUAUUCCUUGGUGGGAAAAGGAAGAUUCAGCAGGACUGGAGAAGGAGAUGCCCGACCCUGUCUUUGAAAAUAUUUUAACAGGGAGUUUCCCACUUAUGUCCCAUUCAGGCAAGAGAGAUUUCCAGACAAGGCUUAGUCAUCUUCAUGGAAUGCCAGCAAGAAACAUCAAAAAGGUAACAGGAAACACAACUACAAUGAUUACUACUACAGGCUCAUGCAGUAACAAAAAAGCUGUGCUUUUAUCCCAGGAAUUCCAUCACCACGACCAUUGGUUUAGCCCUGCGGCUAGAAAGGAACACAGCCAGCUUCAGCUAUUACGAGAUAACCGAUCAGAAAGAGGACACAAGAAGAACAGUUCAGUGAAAACAGCCAGCAGACAGACAAGUGUCCAUCUAGGAUCCUUAUGUAUGGGUGAUAUCAAACGAAGGAGAAAAGCAGCACCAAUGCCAGGGCCUACUGGGUUUGUUGGUGAAAACGCUCAGCCAAUCUCAGACAGCAACAUUGGGAACCGGAUGCUCCAGAGCAUGGGCUGGACACCUGGAACAGGCCUUGGGCCAGAUGGCAAAGGGAUAGCCGAACCAAUCCGGGCUAUCCAGAGGCCAAAGGGACUUGGACUUGGAUUCAGCUGACGGAAAGAGAAUCCCACUGCUGGUGCAGACAUCAACAUAACUAACUUGAACUCUUAAUACCUGAAAAUAAUCUGAUCUGUUGCCAAGACAUCCAGUGAUUCUUACUGUAAUUUUUGAAUAGAGACGCUUCAUUGUUUUCUGUUAAAGCUAUGUGGGGCCAGUCGUUAGGGCAGUCCUAAUGUUUGAAUCCUGAGUAUGUAAUGAUGAUCUUAUUUUAAAUUGUACUUUUUUGUUUUCUGUGGUCUUAAUUAGUUCCGUUGGCAAAGAUUCAAAGAACUGAUUAAUUUCUCCUCCCACUUUUUAAAAGGCUUGCCAACACCAUACAUAAACCCCAGUUACCCUUUGCUGGUUUUAUCAUAGGUCUUUUAUUCUGGAAAGCUGCUUUGUUACUAAGACACCUUGUCUGGGAAGCAUUUUGCUGCAUUUCUAGCAUUCAUUCCAAAAAAUUGUGGUGGGCAGUACACAAGAAAGCCUGGCUACAGAAUUCUUUUUGUAAUAAGAGGCAGAAUUAGAACAGGAAAAGAGAUAAGAGUUUACCUUUUAAACUUAGAUGGAAUUAACAAUGUCAAAAUGGCAGGUGGAACCAGGUGAUUGAACCCCCAUCCUUUUUUACAUGGGUGUGGUAAGUGUGAUGAAUGUUAAAAGGGGACAGGGUUUCAAUCGUCCUGUCACAUGGAAGAUUUUUAUGCUGUUGACAUCCCUCGCCCCAUAGAUGCCCCCAGCCCAUAUGCCAAAAAAUGAGGGACAAAGCCUAAAUUAAAUUGUGUGUGUGUGUCAAAUUAAGUACAUACAACUAACGUGACCUUUUAUUCCUUUAAUACUUUUCACCUUUGGUCACAAUAAUUGUAAUUGCAACAGGGGCUACAUUGAAUUUUGGGGGUCACAUUUAGCCCUGGAGCCUCAGAUAUGCACCCUUGGUUUUAAAAUACUGCCAUCUGACUAUAUAGCCUUGAUUCACAGGGCUCUUCUAGAUGGCUUAAUAUUGGUUAUAUGCAAUCUCUCUAGAUCAGCAUAAAUUGCCUCUUGCUUCAUAGAGUGCAAUUUCGCAUGAGAAUUGCAAAAUGACAAAUGACAAAUUUGUCUUCCAACAUUUGCAGCAGGUAACUCCAUUCUCUUUUCUUGUUUACAUGCCCUCCAAGUACAGUUUUAAACUUUUUGUUUUUACCUUCCUUUCUGGUGUCUUAGCUUGUAUUCUUUUUAAAAUAAAGAUUUUAAACCAAUUCUACUGCCACCUUUUACCCUAUCACUGUGAGUGUCUAUCUUGAGGGGAUGGAUUAUAUAUGGGACCAUAUCAACUAGAGUCAGUUGUAGUUUGGGGAAUAUUUCUAUAAUUGACAAAUGGCGACUGCUAGUGAGAAGGAGGCUUCCCAGGCACAAUUUUUUAAAAAGCAGCCAAGGAAAUAGUAAAACAGGCAAUCUUUUGAUAAGAUUAACAAUAUUAUACUUAAUCUUUGGACUUGUCAUUGUGCUGAUGUCUCAAAUUCAUUAAAGAGGACCUCCAUCAAUGCA
This is a messenger RNA of Candoia aspera, 3306 nucleotides long. It is a transcript of the gene GPATCH2, whose product is annotated as G-patch domain containing 2. Bases 274 to 1797 code for a protein of 507 amino acids. Gene Ontology annotation, cellular component: nucleus. Gene Ontology annotation, molecular function: nucleic acid binding. The transcript is spliced from 10 exons. Lineage: Eukaryota; Metazoa; Chordata; Lepidosauria; Squamata; Candoiidae. The record is from RefSeq and is a predicted model, not a curated record.